Molecule: messenger RNA, 996 nt
Organism: Brugia malayi
Lineage: Eukaryota; Metazoa; Nematoda; Chromadorea; Rhabditida; Onchocercidae
Exons: 5
Coding region: 1-996 (331 amino acids)
Source: RefSeq, a predicted model, not a curated record
AUGGAUAGCUAUUCGCAGAUUCACGCAAUAACUAUAAGCAUUCUCUGCUUGGCUUUGGGCACUUUACUUCUUAUUGCUAAUCUUCCUGUACUUUAUGCUCUUCUUGCAAGUAGUAAAUUAAGGCUACGGUAUGCUAUCUUGGCUUUACUACUUUUGGCUGCUGCAAUUGGAGGAUUUAAUUGCAUGCUACGAGCUUUCUCAAUUAUUAUGGAAUUAUGGAAUGAAAAUGAUUGCAAGAACUAUACCAAUCAAUCUUCCUACACUAACAGAACGCCGUGGAACUGCCUUGGCCCAGUUGCGAGUCACUACGAAUUAUUUUCCUUUUUACUUCUUCCGAUAACACUGCUAGUGAACAGUACUGAUCGACUAUUGGUGAUAUACAAUCCAAUCAGCUAUUUUCUGCAUCCAAAACUGUACCUUACUGUCCAGCUUUCCAUGGCUGGUCUUUUUCAGCUUGGCUUCAUGGUUUACGUCAUUAUCGCUAAAUUUAACGUACCAUUUGUUAACAAUAAGUGCACAUGUUACGUAAUGAUGUCAAGAAGAACGCUUUUUGUCCUUCUAUUUGCACGAAUGUUUAUUUCAACUAUGAGCAUUCUCGUAAUGCUUGUUGUUUUGAUGAAAUUUCGACAAGUACAAAAAACUGUUAGGGUUGAUCGUCGUUUGGCCAAUUUCAACACACGUCAGCGAGGCUUCACACAAGCUAUGCUUUUCUCUUGCUGCUUUACUUUUGCGUUUUUUGUUCUACCCAACGUUACAACAUACUGCACCAAACUAUUUGAGAUGGAAAAUGCCGAUCUGUACAAUUCAUACUUAAAACUGAUCAGCUACACCUCUACAUUGGACUUUCUUGUCAUUAUGCUAUAUCGACAACAGGAUAUUUCUGCGGAAGUGCUGCAACGCUUUCCAUUUCUUCACUCUUUUCGAAUUUUAUUUCAACCAUUACUGAAACCAGAAGUGAAAAUUAUAGAGCCAAACCAGACAAAUCUCAAUGCAUGA